AUGAGCUCGUCAAACGGCCAUAAUCGAACGAGCUCUCUCGAUCCAUUUUCUCAUCCGGACAUCUAUUACGGAAACGACGAGACGAUCUCGCGCAUUAAAAGCCGUCGACGGGCAUUUUCCUCGACUUUGAAGUCGUUUAAUAAAGAGGAUAUCCAAGAUUUCCUGGGUGGACGGUUGGCAAGAAGGGGCAGCCAUGAUGAGAGUUCCGGUCAGCCCCGAAAGUUCCUUAUCGAUGUCAACGAGACGCUGCACACACUCUUGGAGAGGGAGGAUAGCGACAGGAAUAUGCAGAUAACGAUCGAGGAUGUCGGGCCGAAGGUGCUUUCCGUCGGAACUGCCGCUUCUUCUGGGUACAAUAGAUUCGAUGUGCGGGGGACGUAUAUGCUCUCCAAUCUCCUUCAGGAGCUUACCAUAGCCAAGGAUUACGGUAGGAAGGUCAUCGUGUUAGAUGAGGAACGCCUAAGCGAGAACCCUGUUUCUCGUCUCUCACGCCUGAUCAAGCACUCGUUCUGGAACGCUCUCACCCGACGAAUCGACGGUUCGAAUAUCGACGUUUCUGGAAAAGAUCCAAAGGAUUGGACGAAGAACCCCCAGCCUCGUAUCUAUAUCCCGCCAGGUGUUCCUGAGCAGAUCGAGUACUAUAGAAAUAUCGCAAAGUCCCGCCCAGAGCUUCGUCUGGAUGUGCAGGUGUUAGACACUGAUAUCACACCGGAAUAUGUGAAAGACCUCAACCACAAGCCUGGGAUUUUAGCAUUGGCAAUGGACGAAACGUACGAUGAAUCUACCAAGAAGACAGAGUAUUCGGGAGUGCCAUUUGUCGUUCCUGGGGGUAGAUUCAACGAGCUGUAUGGGUGGGACAGCUACAUGACAUCUCUGGGGCUGAUAGUCAGUAACCGAGUUGACCUAGCCAAGGCCAUGGUAAUCAACUUCUGCUUCUGCAUCAAGCAUUAUGGAAAGAUCCUGAACGCCAACCGCACUUACUACCUGACUCGAUCCCAACCGCCUUUCCUGACGGACAUGACCUUGCGUGUCUACGAACGAAUAAAGUCUGAACCCGAUGCUAUGGAUUUCUUGCGCAAUGCAACCCUCGCUGCCAUCAAGGAAUACCACAGUGUGUGGACGGCAGCGCCGAGGUUAGACCCGGUGUCUGGUUUGUCACGGUAUCGCCCAGAAGGGUGGGGGGUGCCGCCAGAGACCGAACCUACUCAUUUCACGCAUGUCCUUAGUCCAUAUGCGGAGAAACAUGGCAUGGAAUUCAAGGAAUUCGUCCAUGCCUACAAUGAUCGUAAGGUCGAGGAACCCGAACUCGACGAGUAUUUCUUGCACGAUCGGGCUGUUCGCGAAUCUGGCCACGAUACAAGCUACCGGCUGGAGAGGAUCUGUGCGAAUUUAGCCACGGUGGAUCUGAACUCCCUUCUCUAUAAAUAUGAGGUAGAUAUUGCCCGGCUGAUCCGGACAUACUUUAAAGACAAACUUGAAAUUCCUCCCGAGUUCCGCACGCCGGCGACCAAAGAUAUUGCGAGCGAGUCCUCAUCCGUAUGGGACCGCCGAGCAAGGCGGCGAAAGAUGAGAAUGGACACCUACAUGUGGAAUGAAGACAAAGGGAUGUACUUCGACUACGACACGGUGAAACAGGAACGGACAUUAUAUGAGAGUGCAACGACUUUCUGGGCCAUGUGGGCUGGCCUCACCACACCGCAACAAGCGGGCGACAUGGUGAAGAAAGCCCUCCCCAGAUUUGAGGCCUACGGCGGCCUUGUAUCUGGCACGGAAGAAUCGCGAGGUGCAAUCAGUUUGGAACGACCUACACGGCAAUGGGACUAUCCGUACGGCUGGGCACCCCAGCAGAUGCUCGCAUGGACCGGACUGUUGCGCUACGGGUAUCAGGAAGAAGCGGAACGACUCGCUUAUAAGUGGCUGUAUAUGAUCACCAAAGCAUUUGUGGAUUUCAACGGAGUCGUCGUUGAGAAAUACGACGUGACUCGGCCAAUCGAUCCACACCGUGUGGAUGCAGAGUACGGCAACCAGGGUGUAGAUUUCAAGGGCGCACCUCGAGAAGGAUUCGGCUGGGUCAAUGCUAGUUAUGUGUUUGGUUUGGAAUUCCUCAACGCGCAUGAAAGGCGUUCUCUGGGAACUAUCACGCCGUAUGAGACGUACAGCAAGGCCGUACUGGCCCAGGAAGAACUAGAAAGUCUAUAG
Messenger RNA from Aspergillus tanneri, 2199 nucleotides. It is a transcript of the gene NTH1, whose product is annotated as alpha,alpha-trehalase. Gene Ontology annotation, molecular function: alpha,alpha-trehalase activity; calcium ion binding. Gene Ontology annotation, cellular component: cytoplasm. NCBI's taxonomy places the organism in Eukaryota, Fungi, Ascomycota, Eurotiomycetes, Eurotiales, Aspergillaceae. Gene Ontology annotation, biological process: trehalose catabolic process. The record is from RefSeq and is a predicted model, not a curated record. The transcript has 5 exons. Bases 1 to 2199 code for a protein of 732 amino acids.